AUGAGAAGUACUAGGUAUAAUCUUACGUUACUACUGGUCAUGGUUCUGAUCUCGGCGGUAUUGGUCUCAAAGCUUAGUUUUGCAGCGUUUGUGAGCAUCGAUUGUGGAGCAUCCGAUCCUUACACUGAUGAAAAUAAGAUAACAUGGGCAGGAGACGAUGGUUAUGUGCAAAGUGGUGAAUCCCAACAGGUUGAUCAGCUUUACUCAGAAGAUCAUGUGCUCAGCACUCUCAGAGUAUUCCCAACUUCAGGGAAUAGUAAUUGCUAUACCAUCGGCGGUCUGCAGAAAGCUGAAAGAGUUCUCGUUCGUGCAACCUUCCUCUAUGGCAAUUACGAUGGACAAAACUCUCCUCCCACCUUCGACCUCUACUUCGAUGGAAACCUCUGGAUAACGAUGACAUUGUCAGACUACACAGAAAAUACAUAUGUUUUUACUGAGGCGAUAUACAUCGUAAGUGGAACUGCUACUAGCAUAUGCCUUGCUCAAACGAUGCCUAAUCAGAUUCCCUUCAUAUCCUCGCUUGAGCUGCGUAGCUUGGGCCCGGAUAUGUACAGUCAUGUGGGUGCAAAGUAUUUCUUGUCUACAACAAAUAGAGCUACUUUUGCAAAUCAAUCUGUCAGGUAUCCUGAUGAUCCUUAUGAUCGAUUAUGGACUAAUUAUGGAGCUGAUGGCCAAUCUGCGGAGAUCCUGACAAGUGAUGCUGCUAUUGAUGUUAGUACCGCAGAAGAUCAGCCUCCACAGGCUGUGCUGAAAAAUGCAUACGCCACUACAAGCACUAGUUUGGAUCCUACUUUGGAUACCAAGCUUCCAGCAGGAGAAUUAGGCAAUGUCUAUGUCAUUAUGUAUUUCUCUGAAGUCACUCGGUUAGACUCAACCCAGACAAGAUCCAUUCAAAUUUAUAUUGACAACAAUCCUUAUUUAGACCCCAUCAUCCCACCUUAUGGAAGCGUAUUGGAGGUGUCCAUCACUAAUGUGGUUGCUUCUCCAUCGACGAGCUUCUCUGUGCAGGCUACCCCUAAUUCCACUCUUCCUCCUCUCCUCAACGCUUACGAAGUUUAUACGAUAAUACCGUAUGGACGAACAGGGAAAGAAUAUGUGGACAAUGGGACGUCACCACCGCUAUCAAAGACUCCUCCAUCGCCAAAAUAUUCACCACCAACACCAGUUGAAAGUGAUCUGCCGCCACCGCCACCAUCGAAGAGUACUCUUUCGCCGCUAGCAAAUUAUUCACCUCCACCGCCGCCAGCAGAUCUAAAUGAGACUCCACCACCACCACCGACGUUCCAAGAUGAAACACCCUUACUGAGUGGUAACGAGAAGAUCCAUAUUGACAAGCUCCUGAUCAUAUUGGUAGCCGUAAUCCAAAUAUUCCUAGUUGUUCCAUAA
Molecule: messenger RNA, 1386 nt
Organism: Carya illinoinensis
Lineage: Eukaryota; Viridiplantae; Streptophyta; Magnoliopsida; Fagales; Juglandaceae
Exons: 3
Coding region: 1-1386 (461 amino acids)
Source: RefSeq, a predicted model, not a curated record